AUGGAUAACCAACACGAGGAAUCGCAACAACAAUCACUGCGUUCAAGCAGUCGGAAUGGCACACCGAGUAAUACUACAUUGAGGUCAUCAAAAAAUUCAAAACCUUCUCAAGAGUUUGGAGAUGAAUUGACUAAAACCGAGAUUAUUGAAGCAGAAAAUGCUGAUGAUCAUACUUCCGAGAAGUCUUUGAGCUUGGGAGUAGGAGAAGCAGCCCUUCCAACAUCCCCUCCCGCUAAACUGUUUGAUGACGGAUUUUCGACAACGAGUAGCGAUCAUGAACAGAGAUAUUCAGAGUUUAAACUGGAGAAUGAUGAGAUAGCAGUUUCGCCACCGAAUGAAAGUUACAUUAAAUUUAUAGAUAAGGAAAUUGAUCUCGACAAAGAGAGCGAUAUUGAAGAAAGUGAAGAUGAAGAGGAAUUAGACCUGAAAAAUCCAAAAAGUGCAAGAAAUGAACCUCAAUAUCACGAAGAAUUCAAAGAUGGACCGAAUGCUUUACCUGGUGACUUUCUGUUCAAUUAUGCCAAGUUUAACGCUACUGUGAAAAAGUUGGCGUCACUUUUUAACGAAACUAUGGUGUUGAAAGCUGGAUCUUUAGCUGAUGAAAGAGAAUCUUUUUUAAAGAAGAAAUCCCAUGCCCGGGAAGAAGAAGGAACAUCACACCCAUCAUCGGCACAACAUUCAACUCACUCCAUAUCAGAAGAGGCAACGUUGGAAAUGUUUUUUGAGGCAAAAAAGAAUUUUGAUAAGCAUUUAAAACAUUUAGAUUUCAGAUUGAAGGAAAUAGAGGUGUCUUUCAACUCCAAGUUGGAUGAGCUUCGACAAGAGUUAACCAUUGCAAAGAAAGAAAAAGAUGUAAGAUCAUUAGAAUGGAAAGAACGCUACGAUAAGCUUCACAAGCGUUGGAACGAUGUGAUGACAGCCAUGUCCAACUUACAAAAAGAAAAAGAGGAAUUGAGACGAGAACGAGAUGGACUUUUCUCGUUGAAAAUUGACACUUCCUCUGUUCCCAACGUUUCCUCUUCUCAACCUUCCCAUCAAAACGCAAUUGCGACAAAAGAACAACCAACGGGAGACUCCUUAAAAGAUUAUUCUGAAACGUCUCAUCUUGUGCGUUAUGAUUCGCCUGCCCAGAAAAUUCGACCUGAGUCGAAAGAGCAGGCUCUCAAAAUGAGAUAUGAUGUUCUACGAUCAAUAUCCCAAUCCUUACUUAAUUCUAUGGCCGAAUCACUCCAGUCACAAAUGGCCACUGUAUUUAUUUAUAAUCCAAAACAGAAUGAGCUUCAGAGCUUUUGUUUGGUUUGCAAAUAUGAUUUUACUGAUCCAGCUUUGUCAACUCUGGUUGAGAACAAAAAUAUCAGUAACGCCACUCUCUACUCCAAUAAUACACACACAUUAUCUGGUGGACCAAAAUCUCCACCAAAGCACAUUUGCCUACCAGCCAAUCAAGGUAUUGUUGGAGAGGUUUUCACACGAUCGGUGGCUCUAAAUGUUUUUGAUGUACCAACGUACAAGAAGCAUUACAGAUACGUCGACAAGGAGACGGGUCUAAAAACAAAAGUAGCCAUAUGCUUUCCAUUGAUUUCUAAAAAGACUAAUGGAUGCAUUGGCGUGUUAGAAGUGAUGAACAAGACACCAAAUCCAGAUGCAUUGGAUGAGAAUGAACCUUACGAUAUUCAGGACGAGGCUAAGAUGUUUGAAUUUUCAAGAAUUUUUUCAGAGUUGAUUGACAACGAGAUGGAUUGUUUGCCUUUCUCAAUAUUCGUCAAACCUCAGAAAACAGCUCUUGCUUGGAAAGAGAGUAAAGAAAAGAAAGAGGAACUUUCGUACUCGAAUCUGAAUGUCACUAGGGUGUACCCUCAAAGUACGAUGAGAGUAUUCGACGAAUUAGACGACCUUUCUCCUCAAAGUCCCACCAAGAUUGGGUCUGUACGAGCUCCAAGCGCACUUGUUCCCAAAGAAGUUGAGGAAUACAUUAAAAAACUUGAAUCGUGUUGGAGAAAAUCAGUCAACGAAACUGCUCAACACAAGAAUACUAUUGUAACUCUCGAGGAGUCGUUAAAUGAAAAACAGCAGCUCCUUAAGACAUUAGAGAGGAAAAAUACAGAGCUCGAAAAAAGUUUAGAUGAGCUGAAAUCUAAAAUGAUUUCCGAGUUUAAAGAACAAAAAUUAGCCAAGCAAGAAUGGAAAAUCAAGGAAAAUGAAAUGCGCGUGGAGCUGGAUUUCAUCAAAAAGACGCACAACACUCUCGUUCAAGAGCACAUGUUUAGACUAAAAGAAGAGAGCAUAAAAUCUCUUCUCCUUCCUGUAAAUACCUCCCAAAUAAGUCAAUCGCUUGAGAAUGUAAAUACUUUGAAUAAUUCGUCAUUGAUUGGUCGACAAUCACCUGUGGAACGAAAAGGUGAAUUGCCAUAUCUUGAUUCAAAGGUGAACAAAAAGUUAAUGGCAAAGAGGCCAUCUAAAAACACGAUUGACCAAACACGAAUACCCUCCGAUCUUUCAGAGAGAACUACAGCAUAUUUUCCUCCCAUUUUUGCAGAACUUUUUACUCAGUUACCUCUUCCCACUUUAAUAUUGAACAACAAAUUUAGGAUUUGGAGAUUUAAUAAUCGAUUUUUAAGCUUUUUGGGAUGCAAAAGUGAGCAGAAUGAAAUUUAUUUAUCACAACUAUUGGGCAUAUCCUUUGCAGAUAUUUGUAUUGGAAUUGAACAUGAAAAUUUAUCCAAAUUAAUGCAAUAUGACAUUUUGCAAGGUCUAAAUGUUGCAAAACUGGGCCCCGAAAACGAUUCUACCAACACUUCUCAAACAACAAGAUCACCAUCGCCGAUUCUUUCCCUUAACAACACACUCAAUUCUUCAAAUUUGAUCGACCUGAGAAAUGAUUCGAGAUCUCCAACUCAAAAUAUUCUUUCCAAGAAGGCGUUUGUGAAAGUAACUGCUUACGUUUGCAAAAUUGGUCAAAAUGGACAAAAAUUUUCGACGGGGUUAGCAGGUUCUCGAAUUUCCGUAACACCAGCUCUUGAUGAAUCUCCCAAUAGCAAUUCCAUCAUUAAGGGGCCCUUGUACAGCAUUAUAUUCACAAAGUAA
Messenger RNA from Naegleria fowleri, 3084 nucleotides. RefSeq lists its product as uncharacterized. The record is from RefSeq and is a predicted model, not a curated record. NCBI's taxonomy places the organism in Eukaryota, Heterolobosea, Eutetramitea, Acrasida, Naegleriidae. The transcript has a single exon. The coding region runs from base 1 to 3084 and encodes 1027 amino acids.